AUGGAUACAGAAGAAGGUGGACGUUUUGAUUUCAAUGAUGGUGGUACUUACAUUGGUAAUUGGUUUCAAGGUUCAGCGCAUGGAUUAGGUUUAGCCACUGGACCAAAUGGAAUUGGUGAGUAUUCUGGUGAAUGGAAUUUAGGCUUUGAAACAUGUGGUGUCUAUUUAUGGCCAAAUGGUAAUAUGUACGCGGGUACAUGGAUUAAAGGUAAACGUCAUGGUGAUGGUGUUCAAGUCAGAGGUAAAUGGAUUUAUCAAGGUGAAUUCAAUGCAGGAGCUUUUGGUCCAUAUGGAGUGAAAACAGCAAUUAAUAGUCAAGCAAAAUAUGAAGGUAGUUGGAAUUUAAAUCGAUCCGAAGGUUUUGGAAUUGAAACAUGCGCUGAUGGAAGUAUUUAUGCUGGAGCUUGGUCAAAAGGAUUUCGUCAUGGUCUAGGUGUUCGUAAAUCAUUUAUUACUUAUAAAACAAGUACAUUAUCUGAUGACUUAACAAAUCCUACAACAAAUAUUGAAACAAUAACCACUACAACCACUACCACAAUUACCACCACAAUAACAGCAUCAACAACCACAACAACCACAACACCAUCAUCAACAACAACAAUAUCCACUUCAUCAACCGAUUAUAUUCAUGAGAUUGAUUUAAACAAUCAUACUAAUCAAUUAAGAAAAAAUUAUUUCACUAAUCAAUCAUCACCAAAAACAUCAGAUAAACAUCAUAGUUCCACUGUCAAUUUACCAUCGAAAGAAUCUAUAUCAGUAAGUCGUAAAGCUGUCAUUGGUCGAGCAAUUAUGCGUCGUUUAAAGAAACAACAUUCUGCUAUUGAAUUAGGCCGUUCAAUGAUCAAUAACAACAGCAGCAAUAAUAAUAAUAAUAAUAACAAUGUUAAUCAGUCACCUCAUAUCAAUAAUGAUACCAUGACAAAUAAUACUCCGAAAAUGACAUCUCCAAUACAAAUGAAAAAACCUUCAGUAUUCAAUGAAAAUCUAACCUAUUUAAACAAUGAAGAACAUCACCAACAAUCAGAACAACAACAGAAAAAGAUGAAUCCUUCAUUGAAUCAACAAAAUAUUGAAUGUAUUAAUAAUGAUAAUCAAAUUGAAUAUCAAAUUGAAGAUAAUCCACAAUUAAUUAGUGUAAUAGAAAUUUAUUCCGGUGAAUGGUUUCAAGAUCAACGUUCAGGUUAUGGUAUAGUUGAAAGUUCCAAUGGUUUUAUGUAUAUUGGUGAAUGGAUUCGAAAUCAAAAACAUGGUUAUGGUAUAAUUAUUAAUCCGAAUGGGACAAAAGAUGAAGGACAAUUUCAAGCAAAUCAUUUAAUUCAUAAAAUUAAUCGUAAAAAUAAAUUACAUUUAAUACGUCAAACUAAAUUGAAAGAAUGUGUUGAAGAUGCAUUGAUUCGUGCAGAAUUUGCAUCAAAACAAGCGAAAUUAAUCGCGGAAGAAGAAGCUAAAGAACGAGCAUUAAAAGCUCGUAAAGCAGCUAACUUGGCUAUAACUAUCAUAAAGAAAGCAUUGCAUUUAUCUAAUCAAGCAAGAGAAUUAGCUUUUCAAUUGGAACCACAAUUUCAUCAACCAGGUAUUGAAUGGCAAAAGAAAUGUCAUUUUGAUAUGAAUAUCACUAAUGAUUUGAACAAGCUCAAAUCUUCAACAUUGAAUUCAUCCAAUUCAAAUUUCAAUAUUUCUACUGAUCAUUUGUCAACUUCAUCAACAAAACUGCCUAUUACUCAGUCUUCUUCUGCUUCUUCAUUAACAUCAACCAAUGAUAUGUCAGUAAUGUUGUUACGUUUAUCCGAAAACGAAGUAGAUCAACAGCGACAACAACAGCAACAAGAUAGUCAUGAUCGUUUUCAAUUGAAUCAAAUGAUCAAACCUUCAACCAGUUCAUUGACCAAUGUACAAACUUUGAAACAACACCAACAUCAUCAACAAGAUCAACAACAGUAUUUUCAAAAAAAGCGAAGAAAAUUUUUUCGUAAAUUCCUAUCACGUGACUCUACGCCGAAUUCCAUCGAUCGAGUUGAUGAUUCCCCAAUGGAUAUAUUUGAACAUUUCGCUAAUUUAAACAAUCCAAAGUUGAAUCAAUGUAUGAAACCAACUGUCACACUGUCAUCAUCAUCAUCACCGUCGGCACCAACAUUAACAACAGUAACAAAUGAACCGAUUCGUCCAUUUUCUGCACCACAUAAAACAUUGAUGCAUGAAUCAUUGAAAAAUAAUCUAGAAAAAAUCAUUAACAAACGAAAUAGUUAUUCACCAAAUGAUCGAAUUAUAUCACCAUUAAAAGAAGUAUCUAAUGAAGAUGUAGAACAGAAAUGUAUUAUACCAUCGGAAAAAAAUAUUGAAAUAUUCAAUCGACAAAUGAGUUCAUCAACUGGUGAUAUAAUUGAUUUGUGCAAAAAAUCUAUAGAUCCUUGUAUGAAUAGUUUGAUAAAUCUAUCAUCAUAUCGACAACAACAACAGCAACCUUUGAAUUAUUCAAUAUCUUACACAACAAAAUCACCUGAUUUAAUAUAUGAAACUACAUCUGAUCGAUUGUCUAUUCCUAAUGUAAAGAAAAUCAUUCCUUCCAUCAGUUUAUCAACUCAUCAUUUACCUAGUAGUAGUAGUAGUAGUAGUACAACUAUUUUACUAUCAAAUCCUAUCAUCAGUAAUAAAUCAAAGCCAUUGUUAACAACAAAUCAAUCGGUUAUCAAUGAACGAAACAAUGAAAAGACAAAUGAACAUUUAAUCAACAUUGAUCAACUCCGAUCACAUUUAAAACAACAACAACACAGAGAUGACACUGAAACGAAAGAAAAAGGCGCAAAAAGUCAAAUUGGUUAUUGUGAAUCAUUACAAGCCAUAACAACCACUACAACUAUACAUCCACCAAAAUUAAGUAUGAAUUCAACACAAGAUUCUGGUUAUAUAUCAAUUGAUCGUAAUGACUUACAUUCAAUGUCACCGUCUUCUUCUUUUUCUUCUUCUUGUAUACAAACAAAUAAUAAUAGAAAUUAUCAUUAUACUUAUUCACCUGUAGUUACAACAAAUUCAUCAUCUAUUAUUCUAUUGCAUAAAAUGAAAUUCAAUUCAAAUCAAUUAACAAAACAAAAUCAACCAAUCUAUUCAUUGUUCAAUAAUGAUCAUAAUAAUAAUAAAUUAUUCUCAUCAUUACCGAAAUUGAAAAAGUCGAAAAUUUCAACUAACAAUAUUGGUGAUAAACAAAUUCCAUUUAAAUCAUCCUAUUUAACAAGACAAAAACAACGUAGACAAAUGAUAUUAGCACGACGUAAAUUAUCACGAAGUCCUAAAUGUUCAUCAUCAUUACAAUUGAAUAAUAGUUCUGAUCAUACUGGACUCCGUGAAAAAUUCACAUCACAUACAAAUAACAUUCACUGGUUACCAGAGAAUUAUGAACAUGACGAUGAUGAUGAUCCUGAUGAUAAUGAUGAUGAUAACGGUGAUAUUCCAUUAAAACAAUUCAAGGUGAGUUUAAAACCACCGCGUAAAAACAUCAUAACACAACAAUCAAAAAAAAUUAAUCAACAGUCUAUUGACUCUUAUCAAAAUGAUGAUUUUGAUCGAACUGUGCCGGCGAUUGAAAGGAUGAGUGAAAAAUCGGAAUUCAGCUCAUCAAACAUUCAAUCCACACCAUAUCAUCAUGUGAUCAAUACUGAUAUGAAUUCAAAUCAAAUCAAUCGAUGGUCUAUGAAUUCAGUACAAACUACACGUUAUUUAAAUGAUCAUAAUAAUAAAUGGGGGGAAUAUUUGGAUUCAUUUGGUACGAAUCAAUGCCAAAUUCCAAUAGUUUAUACUACUGAAGUAAGACAUAACGAUGAAAAUGACGCUGGUGAUGACGGUGAGGACAAUGAUAAUGAAGAUUUAGGUCCUGUUAUAAUUACUCCAGACGAUGACAUAAAUGAUAAUGACGUUAAUUAUCUUUAUGAUGAUGAUGAUGAUAUAACUUUAUAUCAUCAGUCUAUCGUUCCAAGUGGUCAUCAUCACUCAUUAGAACGAUACACAUCACCAUUAAUGCAUCGAAAAUUACCAGUGAAUAAUGAUCGUUAUUUAUUAAAAUCUAAUCGGCAAUCAUUCAAUACACAUCAUCCUAAUUAUUAUUAUCAUCAGCAGCAAUGUCAACUUCAAAAUUCACAUCAAGCACCGAAUAAAAAAAUGUUUUCUUCAUCUGCUCCUUAUUUUAUCCCAAUCAAUCAUAAUUAUCAAACAAAUGAUAAUCAUAGUCAAACAAUGAAUUAUGAAAAAUUGACAUUAUUUAAUCAUAAUAUCAAACCAUCAUCAAAACAAAUUUUAAAUGAGGCGCGAAAUCCCUAUCAAAUUAAUUUAAACAAACAAACAAUGUUCAACAACAAUAAUAAUAAUAAUAAUAAUAAUAGACAUUUUCAAUCGUUAUCUUCAUUAUCAAAUAAAUCGUUAAGACUAUCGUCACCACCAACACCGACAAACACAACCACACCAUCCAUAUUAUUAUCGUCAAUGUAUACAAAUUCUAUUUGUCCUUCAAAUCAGCCUAGUAUUUCUACUAACCGAUCGUUAUGUAAUCAAACAAUGAAUGCAUUAAAUUUAAAACACCAAUCAAUGUACAAUUAUACAACAAGCUCAUUAAGACAACAAUCAAAUAAAACACAACCACUGCAACAACACCAACAACAAAUACAAUCAUUGCAUAGUCAUCAUCAUGAUCAAUUGAAAACGAAUGGUAACACAAUGAAAUAUUCAACCAUACCAUUAGAUAAAACAUUAUUACUGCGAACGAAACCGAUGAUUGAUAAUGAAGUUGAAAAUUAUAUUUGUACGAAUAUGAAUAAUACUUUGGUAACUAGUACUACUAGUACUACACCUAGUGCUACUACUAAUAAUAAUAGUAGUACGGAAUGGGUACAUAAUACUUUACAAUCUAAUGUAAUGAGUCGAUUUUAUAUGACAAAAAAUCAUUUAUUCAUCAAUGAACCAUAUCGUCGUAUUAGUUGGCCAUAUAGUUUAUAUGAAUUUUUACCAGAAACAUUUUCUAAUUCAAAUAUUCUUGUAACUAAUACUACUACUACUAAUAAUAAUACUAAUACUAAUAAUAAUGAAUUAAAACAAACAAAUCAAAAGUUAGAAAUUUCACCUGUAACACUGAAUUCAAAUCGAAAUCCAAUGGAUUCUGUUUUCAUGUCAACAUUUAAAACACCAACUAAUGUAAAUGAGAAUUAUCUUCCAUACAAUAAUCCAUGGUUUUCGUUAACUUUAAUGAAUACAAUAAUUUUAAUCAUGGUAUUAAUCAUUUCAAUUAUUAAUUGGUUAUGGUAUGAAGAGAAACAACGAAAAAUUUAAUUGGCCUUACUGAUUAAUAACUCAUUCAAUUUAAUGUGAUAAAAAAAUAAGGACAAUGGCAAUAGAAAAUGAUCAUGUUCAAAUGGAAGGAAAUUUAAAAAUAUUUUCAUAUUAUAUUUCAUGUAAU
Molecule: messenger RNA, 5437 nt
Organism: Schistosoma turkestanicum
Lineage: Eukaryota; Metazoa; Platyhelminthes; Trematoda; Strigeidida; Schistosomatidae
Source: the annotation of a GenBank genome assembly